This is a messenger RNA of Mobula hypostoma (lesser devil ray), 2278 nucleotides long. RefSeq names its product cyclin-dependent kinase 15 (gene cdk15). Gene Ontology annotation, cellular component: cytoplasm; cytosol; nucleus. The transcript is spliced from 15 exons. The record is from RefSeq and is a predicted model, not a curated record. Gene Ontology annotation, molecular function: ATP binding; cyclin binding; cyclin-dependent protein serine/threonine kinase activity. Bases 273 to 1526 code for a protein of 417 amino acids. Gene Ontology annotation, biological process: protein phosphorylation. Lineage: Eukaryota; Metazoa; Chordata; Chondrichthyes; Myliobatiformes; Myliobatidae.
UGUACCCCAGCAUCAGUUUGCCAGUGUGUGUGGCGUAGAUGCUGUGGAGAGCUGCAUUUUCUUCUGUACCCGGGAGGGAUAGUUAUUGCGAGCACACACACACACACUGGGCCGACAACCUCAGCGCGGUGCAGCGGAUCCAUCCCUCCACCCCGUUUCCGAGGCUGCAGCUGCUGGGGCAGGGCAGGGCGGCUGCCGUCUCCGGGCCGCUGCGGAUGGUGGGGUCAGGAGUGGUGCCGAGCCGAUGAAUCGGACCCGGCAGCGUCGUUGGGAUGAAGAACCUCAGGCAGGCUGCAUCAGAGACUCUGAUACGGUUAGGUCUGGCACACCGGCACCCCGGAUAUAAAGAGCUGACUGAGGUUGCUGAGUCGCCAAGAAGUCCGUUUGUCUGCGAGCCCCGCCUGUACCACACGCUGCAGGCCCGGAAACCCACUGGGCACAGGAACCGCAGCAACAGCAUUCCGAUAGGGUGCAAGAACUACACACAGGGUCACCAAUGGCAAACUGGCCUACGAUUCGGGACGGCAGCGUCCUACCUAAACCUAGAGAAACUCGGGGAAGGGUCCUAUUCCACGGUGUACAAGGGGAUCAGCAGGAUAAAUGGCAAUCUUGUAGCCUUGAAGGUGAUUAAGAUGCAGGAAGAAGAAGGAGUUCCUUUCACUGCAAUCCGUGAGGCAUCCCUUCUGAAGGGCUUGAAACACAGCAAUAUUGUGCUCCUGCACGACAUUAUCCACACACAGGAGAACCUGACCUUCGUCUUUGAAUACGUGCAAACAGACCUUGCCCAGUACAUGACCCAGCAUCCAGGAGGGCUACACACACACAACGUUAAGCUCUUUGUCUUCCAGCUGCUGCGCGGCCUGGCGUACAUCCAUCGUUGCCACGUUCUGCACCGUGACCUCAAGCCACAGAACCUGCUCAUCAGCUGUGUGGGAGAACUCAAGCUUGCGGAUUUUGGAUUGGCAAGAGCGAAGUCUGUGCCCAGCCAGACGUACUCAUCACAGGUGGUGACCCUGUGGUAUCGGCCUCCAGAUGUUCUUCUAGGGGCUACAGAUUAUUCUACUGGCCUGGAUGUAUGGGGUGCUGGCUGUAUAUUCGUUGAGAUGAUAGAAGGUUCUCCGGCUUUCCCUGGUGUGUCUGAUAUCACGGAGCAGCUCCAGAGAAUCUGGGCAGUCUUGGGUGUUCCUACAGAGGAGAGUUGGCCCGGAGUCACUGCCCUCCCAAACUACAGAACAGAGCACUUUUUGCCACAACCACUUCAGAAACUUGGCCACAUUUGGAAAAGAUUGGGCCUGGUUCCACAAGCGGAGAGUCUGACUUCGCAGCUACUCCAGUGCUAUCCACGGAACAGGAGCUCGGCAGAGGAUGCCCUCGCACACCAGUACUUCAGCACCCUGCCCCCUGCACUCUUCCAGCUCCCUGACAUGGUUUCCAUCUUCAGUGUAGCUGGAGUUCGGCUCGAGCCUGAAGCACGGAAUGCUUUCCAUCCCUUUCGGAAGGACAAGUGCACAUCAAUCCUUGCCUGAUGUGGAAAAUGAAAGGUACAGGUUGUUUCUAUUUGUGUGAGAUAUCCAUGCAGACCAUCAAGAGACUGAAGAUCCCCCGUGUCCUGGCCUCAUCCUCCUUAGCUCAUAGUGGACUGACUUAUACGCUGCUUUGCCAGGGAGUAUUUGAUGGGACAGUUUAGAGAGAACUUUACUCUGGAUCAAACUUGUGCUAUAUUUGCACUGAGUGUUUACUGGGACAGUGUAAGCAGGAGGGAGGGAUAAGAUUUGGACUCUAUAUUUAACCUUUGCUGUACCUGCCCUGGGCGUGGUUGAUGGGAUGCUAUAAAGGAUCGUCACUACGUAUCGAAUGUAGGUCAACCCACCCUGGAACUGCUCGAAGGGACAAUGCAAAGGGUGGUUCGCUCUGUAUCUUACUCUUGUGCCUGUCCUGUGAAUGUUUGAUGGGACUGUGUAAAGGCAAGUAAAAGUCUGUACCUGACUCAUCCUGUGCCGACCCUGGGAGUGCUCGAUAUAACAAUGUUUUAUACUCUGUACCUAACUUGUGCACUAUUAUCCUGAAUUUAAUAGGACAGAGUAAAAGGGUAUUGGCUCUGUACAUAAUGUAUGCUGUACCCUGCACUAAGAAUGUUGGAUUGAACAAUGCAGACACUGUGUCAAUUCCAUGCUGUACCUGUUCUAUUGGUGUGCUGUUGAUUGGCAGAAAUUCAGAUGGUUUUCAUUUUUCACUUGGAUGAACUGUUCCCACUGAGGAGCUUGUUGCAUAAAUAUCA